Messenger RNA from Striga hermonthica, 651 nucleotides. The record is from the annotation of a GenBank genome assembly. NCBI's taxonomy places the organism in Eukaryota, Viridiplantae, Streptophyta, Magnoliopsida, Lamiales, Orobanchaceae.
AUGGCUGCUCCACCCGCCAGAGCUCGGGCCGAUUAUGAUUAUCUCAUCAAGCUUCUCUUGAUCGGCGAUAGCGGUGUGGGUAAGAGUUGCCUUCUUUUACGUUUUUCGGAUGGUUCUUUCACCACCAGUUUCAUCACUACCAUUGGGAUUGAUUUCAAGAUAAGAACUAUUGAGCUUGAUGGAAAGAGGAUCAAAUUGCAAAUAUGGGAUACUGCAGGUCAAGAACGAUUCAGAACUAUCACAACUGCUUACUACCGUGGAGCAAUGGGUAUAUUGUUGGUUUAUGACGUCACGGACGAGUCAUCCUUCAACAACAUCAGGAAUUGGAUCAGAAACAUCGAACAGCACGCAUCUGACAAUGUCAACAAAAUACUCGUCGGGAACAAGGCUGACAUGGAUGAAAGUAAAAGGGCUGUUCCUACCUCGAAAGGUCAGGCACUUGCCGAUGAAUAUGGAAUCAAGUUUUUUGAGACCAGUGCUAAGACAAACUUGAACGUGGAGGAGGUUUUCUUCUCAAUCGCCAGGGACAUCAAGCAAAGACUUGCCGAGACAGACUCCAAGACUGAGCCUCAGGCCAUAAGGAUUAACCAACCGGACCAAACAAUUGGAGCUGCCCAAGCCAUUCAAAAAUCCGCUUGCUGUGGCUCUUGA